This is a messenger RNA of Spea bombifrons (plains spadefoot toad), 1703 nucleotides long. RefSeq names its product family with sequence similarity 174 member B (gene FAM174B). The record is from RefSeq and is a predicted model, not a curated record. The transcript is spliced from 3 exons. Bases 471 to 896 code for a protein of 141 amino acids. Lineage: Eukaryota; Metazoa; Chordata; Amphibia; Anura; Pelobatidae.
UAAAGUCGCAGCCGGUCUCGUCCGUGUAUCCCGGACACAGAUAAGGAGAGAUCGCGUGCUCCUCGCUGACAGUCGUCUCCACGCUGGAAGCAGAAGGCAUCUAAUAGGCUUUCCUCCCCCUUCACAAAGCUCCCAGCCCUCCCAUGUGUGCCCCUCAUCAAAUGAUUCACUGCAACGUGGUGCAAAAACCCUUCCGGGUUCCAGCUAACAUUUCCUGCACCGAGUAGCGAUCAGAAGCGGCGGGAGCAGCCGAGGAGCACACGGGUCACACCGGACACAGCCAAGCAGCUUGAUCCCUGGGACACCCCCCCCCCGCGGCUGGGAGCGCUGCACACGGAUACAGCCCCCUGGGCGGGUUAUCCUCCUCCCGGCCACAGCUCAGCAGGGACCCCCUCCACCUGCUGCACGAGUCCUGCACACAUCCACCGCUACAGUACGGCGCAGUUUGCGCUCCUCCGGGGGAAGCCAAGAUGAAAGCGCUCCUGCUGAGCCUGCUUGCCUGCCUGCUGGUAUACGGAGCCCCGGGGAGCCCCUUGUAUAAGAGAGAGUUGGAGAGUAAACAGAACAUCGUGCCUUCUAUAGCAAGCAACGGGAGCAGCACCCCGGAGACCCCGUUAGACCAGGUGAACGUCACAGCCAAGGCCACUCGCUUUGAUUCCAUUGAGAAAUAUUUGCCCACCAUCAAGAACGUCUUCAUCUUCGUGUGCGGCUUCAGCACCUUCCUCAUCGCCUGCCUGGUGUUCAAGAUCUUCAGGUCUGGCAAAAGAAUACGAAAAACACGUAAAUAUGACAUAAUAACGACGCCAGCUGAACGAGUUGAAAUGGCUCCACUGAAUGAGGACAACUAUGAAGAAGAUGAUUCAGCGGUGCUUGAUGUCAAAUACAGAUAUAGGUAAACACAUUGGAUUUUUGUGAGGGUCUGGUCAAUAAGAAUGCCAUCGGAGCCGAAAACUGGAGUGAAGUUUGGUUUUAUCGGUCUUGGAGACAGAAUGGCAUGUUUCAAGUGAACUCUGGAUAAAUCAGCAAUGAUUGCAUCUCUCCUUAAACCAACUCCUGGAAACUUCACACAGAGGGCAGCUAUUUCUUUCCUACUCUCUGUGUUUGUGCCAAAGAGCGCUUGUGGCUUUUGUGUAAAGACAUUGCAUAUAUACGCGAAUUACAGGAAGCAUUCUAAUCGUAAAACAAAAUCAAUAACCCUUCAGGUGAGACUUAAGUCAGUGAGUCAUUUUUGCACGAAAAGUUUGUGUUAAAAUUAAUUAGCCGCCAGCCACAUGGUCAACGGUCAACCUGCUGCUUUGUGCUGUAGAAUAAACCCUUGAGUAUAACAUCCAGACGACGCCACCUCUAGAUUUUGGGGAUCUCGAAUGGCAUGUACAUGUGUUGUGGCUAUAAACCACAUUUGUAUUUAUCUAAUGAGUAUAAAAAUCUAGUGCCAGAGGGACAUCAGAUUAGUGUUUCCCAUCGCUACCAGUAUUUUAUUAAUUCUUUAGUAGUUUUGUAAAGAAUACAAGAAGGUUACUGGGAGAUAUGUCCGUUGCUGUUCCUGGGUGCAAGUUCUUCUACAAUUGAGUUGCAUAAAGCAGUGAACUAGAAUAAUUCUACAGUGAUCAUUUUGAUUGUGACGCUUUGUAAAUAUGUUACAAAAUGUUGAUCUCUAAAAUAUGAGUUGUGCUUGGUUGGGAUUCUGUGUGGAGGUUUCACUA